UCUAAAAUGUUUGUCUCUCUGUGUUCAGCAGACCUGUCAUUUUAUAAAACAGGUAAAAACAGCAUGUUUCGCUGUUGUCAGGUUUUUUGGAAAGUUGCAUAAACAGAUAUUCAUUAAACUGUAUUGAAAGGCCAGAACGAAAGAAGGCGGAUAAUAUCGGAAUAAAUAAAAAUCGAUAUAUAUUUAAUAAAAACGAGAGAACGUACAAUCGCGCGCACGCACGCGCGCCCUAAAAUGCCAUGGCAACCGAACGAUGACCCGACCGAGGGUAUUUAAGGUCAGCGCACUUUCUGAACGUUCCCUUUGCACUUUGACUUGAACACGAAUUUUAAACCUCUUGUAAAAUCAAACUGCUCAGAACCAAAUCUGUGAGUUUUUGACUGCUGGUCGAGAUCUACUGGAUACAAAUAUUGUUGGAGAAGUGAACUGCUAGAAAACACCUUUAGUGGAGCACAGAAGAGGCUGAAAAAGGCCCUCCGGCCGCGGAGCAUCGAGGACGCCCACCGGCUGAAGGAAGUUUGCUGCGAUUGGACCCUUCGGUGUGCAACUUGUGUUACCUGCAUCAUGGAGUGUCCCACACAACACUGGCCCCUCGCCGAUGACCACGGCGUUCUCCCCAACUCCUCGGAUGAGGUAAGUGAGCUUGACAUUUAUGCUAUGGUUGAAGUUGAGUUUCUUCCCCAGGCCUUUUCAGGUGACAACAAAGAGGAGGAAGAGGAUGAAGAGGAGGAUGAAGAGGAGGAGGAUGAUGACGAGUCCAACGGAUGGAGCGACGGAGGGAUGGACUGGGAGGAAGAGGAGGAGGAGGAAGAUGAUGACGAGUCCAACGGAUGGAGCGACGGAGGGAUAGACUGGGAGGAAGAGGAGGAAGACCAUGAAGAGGACCCUCUCACUCAGACGUGGCCACCUCAGAGCUUCAUGACGGAGUUGCGCCGAGUGCUGUCUCACCCCCUCCCCUCUGAUGUGGAACGUCCUGCUUCUGUGGGUAAGUUGUUUCCCAGGGCCUUUUCUGACGAGGAAGAUGACGAAGACCAUGAAGAUGACCCUCUCACUCAGACGUGGCCACCUCAGAGCUUCAUGACGGAGUUGCGUGGAACGUUCGGAUUCUGUGGGUAA
Pungitius pungitius (ninespine stickleback) is the source of this 1116-nucleotide messenger RNA. Its product is annotated as nucleolin-like. The transcript is spliced from 3 exons. The coding region runs from base 565 to 1116 and encodes 183 amino acids. The record is from RefSeq and is a predicted model, not a curated record. NCBI's taxonomy places the organism in Eukaryota, Metazoa, Chordata, Actinopteri, Perciformes, Gasterosteidae.